GAGAUUGGGUUGGCAACUAACCCAACUUGUGCCUGGGUUCGUCACAAACCCAAGCGCGAGCUGGGUUCUCAAUCUCUGCCAAAAAAAAAAAAAACAUGUUCUUUUCAAACAAACAACUCCAGAAACAAAAGCUUGGCUUCAAGGUCAAUAUAAAAUCCUCCAAAGGACACAACAGGGCGUUGAGAUUCCAGAACGGCGGAAAGGAAGGAGAUGAGGCCAGAGUGGCCAAAAAACUUGGUGACGAAAACGGUGGCGUGGCCUUGGGCCUCAGCACUGUUGAUCCACUGAAGACAGGGACGCAGAAUACAAGACUCACUGCAUCCCUUUCGCAAAACGCUGCACCCAUUGCAACUCAUUGAAUUGGAUCUUGAGUUGUUUGUUUGAGAAGAACAUGCUUUUUUUUUUUUUUUUGGCAGAGAUUGAGAACCCAGCUCGCGCCUGGGUUUGUGAUGAACCCAGGCACAAGCUGGGUUCGUUGCCAACCUAGUCUCGCGAGCUGGGUUCACCCUUGGUUCGCGAAGAAGAUGAGGAUAGAAAUGAGAAAUGAAAAGAUAAAGGGAAA
This is a messenger RNA of Rubroshorea leprosula, 562 nucleotides long. NCBI's taxonomy places the organism in Eukaryota, Viridiplantae, Streptophyta, Magnoliopsida, Malvales, Dipterocarpaceae. The record is from the annotation of a GenBank genome assembly.